GUCAGCGGAGAGGGCGGCUCAAAGAUGGUUGCCAUUAGCGACGGAGCAACCGAAAGUGCCGAAAGUUGAAAAAUUAUUUCAGCGAAAAGUGGAAGAGAAGUUACUUAAGAGUUUGUAGGGUACGUACUCCACAUGGCGGCUGCACAGAGCAAUGCAGAAAAAUCCAUGAAGGCGGAGGACAGCGCGGUGGAGCAUAUGAACUGUAUUCAGAAGUCACCUGAGAAAUUUCAAAGCCUUCCCCCAGAGGGUCUACCAGAGGGAAAGAUGCUGAGGUCCAGGAUAGAUGAGCAGUCAAGUUUAAUCUGCAUACUGAAAAAAAGAGCCGAUGAGAUGCUUCUCCGAUAUCAAGGCCUGCAGAAAAUCAAUAUCGAGCUGGAGGACCAAGUAACACACUGUCGGAAAGAACUGGAAGGCGAACGAGAGAAAUCAGAGAUACUGGAAAAAAGAUUUAUGGAUUUAGCUGCCAACAAUCAAGCAAUUAUUGCUUUCAUGGAGGAGUAUAAAAAUGAUAACAGCCAGUUAAAGCUGGAAAACAAAAAGCUGCAGUCAGAGAACGAAUCACUUUUCUCCCAGAAUUUACAUGACAAAGAAGUGUUAGUUCAAAAACUGAAGGAAGAAGUCAAACAGCUGACAGAGAAAUAUGCAAAGAAAGAAAGUGAAUAUCGAGAGAAACUAGCUGGAUGCCAAGCAAAACUCCUGGAACAGGCAAAUCAGCAUAAAGCCAGUGAAGCAUCACUACUCAGUGAGCUGCAUGAUGCACAGCAGCAGCAUAAAGAUGCCGUGGACAAAUGCAAAGAACUGAAACUGCAGCUACAAGAGGUGAAAGAAGAGCACGCUGUGAAUGAAAUCAACACGAGAGAAGCCAUAACAGGUGUCACCAAGGAGAAGGACAAGUUUUUGUGUCUUUCUAUGGAAAGGGGCAAAGUAAUACAGGAGAAACAGGAGGAAAUCCAGCACAUGAAGGCGAAAUGGAAAGAAGAGAAGAAAGCGCGACUCGAGGCACAGGAUAGGUUUGAACGAGAAGUGGAAGCAGUUAACAAAGAGGCGAGAGUGAAGUCUCUCCAGUCUGCUCUUGAUCAAUCUGUGAGAAAAUUCGAGAAGCUUAAAGAGGAUUUCGACGCCUUCAAGGAGCACAGCGCCAGCCUCCUUACACAGGAAAGGGAGCUAAAUAGGAAGCUUCGUCACAUGAUUGGCUAAACCUGUGAGGGACCAGCUUGCCCAAAUGACCGGUAAAGACUUCGGCUACCUGGAAGGGCUGAGACAGGAAACGCUGGAUCUUGCGAGCACGAGCCACAGUCAGCUUGUCUUCCUCAGACAAUUCAUCCAUACCAAGAAUAGCAAUGAUGUCCUGUAAU
Molecule: messenger RNA, 1355 nt
Organism: Archocentrus centrarchus (flier cichlid)
Lineage: Eukaryota; Metazoa; Chordata; Actinopteri; Cichliformes; Cichlidae
Product: coiled-coil domain-containing protein 89
Exons: 8
Coding region: 133-1197 (354 amino acids)
Source: RefSeq, a predicted model, not a curated record